AUGCGGCGCGCGCGCCCGCCCGCCUCGGCCGGCGGCGCGCCCACGCGCUCCGCGAACACCACGUCCCGCUCGUCCAGCGCCACGCCCAGCCGGCCGGCCAGCACCGCGACGCUGUGCACGGCGUUCUCCCCCUUCUCCUCCGGGAGGUGGCCGAUCUCCAGGUCCGCGAGCAGGGCCUCCUGGUCCCGCUCGUUGAGCUCGAGCCUGAGCUCGGCCACGGUGCGCUCCAGCUGCGCGCUCGCCCCCGGCCCGGGCGCCGCCCCGGCCUCCAGCCGCUGCUCGAGCGCGUCCAUCCGCGCCGCGCCGGCCGAGGCGCCGCUCUGCACGGCGAGGUUGAUCACGUGCAGGCGCUGCUCGACGGCUCCGACCUUCUCCUCGCAGCGGAUCACCCGGCCCGUCAGCUCCCUUAUCUCGCCGUACACGGCGUCGAUCCGGGUGUGCAUGGCCCGUACCUCCUCCCGGAAUUGCCUCAUCUCAAGGACGAAGGCGUGGAAGUCUGGCAUCUCUACAGUCGCGUUGUGCGCGGUGUCGUCUAACGCCGGCCCCUCAAGCAUGGAGACGUCCAGGCCGACGGGGCUCAUGGAGGAGGCGCCCCGCCGCAGCGUGACGCCGUCGUCGACAGCGGCCCGGACCGGCGUGUCCGUAUUGUCGCGCUUGGGCUGCGCGCUGACGCAGGCGACGCACCGCCACCGGUCCCUAUGCUCCCCGACCAACGUGCCAUGGAAGCGCUGCUCAGUAACGCCGGCGCACACCAAAUCGUAG
Messenger RNA from Ostrinia nubilalis (European corn borer), 762 nucleotides. RefSeq lists its product as uncharacterized. Lineage: Eukaryota; Metazoa; Arthropoda; Insecta; Lepidoptera; Crambidae. Bases 1 to 762 code for a protein of 253 amino acids. The transcript has a single exon. The record is from RefSeq and is a predicted model, not a curated record.